UGCCACAAAAACCCAAACAGUGUGCACAGCUGCUAGCUAAACGGAGCAUAGUAAAAUAAAGAGGCGCAGGCCUAGCGUUAGUGACAUUAUUUUGUAAAGGUUGUUUUUAAUAAGUGGUACCGGGACGAAGCCGUCUGUCACUUCGUCGUUUUUCGCAUCUGUUGUAGCUGAAGUUACCCGAGGUUGUCUCAUGAUUUAACUUGAAUACUGACGGAAAGUAGAGUGAAGAGGUUGGUUUGAUGUGCGUGGCAUCAAGACAAGAGGCACCAUGAGUGCAGAGGUGGAUGCACUGACUGUAGUGAACCAGCUGCGAGAUCUUGCUGCGGAUCCCCUGAACCGAAGAGCCAUAGUAGAAGAUCAAGGCUGCUUGCCAGGUCUCAUCCUUUUUCUGGACCACCCCAACCCACAGGUCGUCUACUCUGCACUUUUGGCCGUGCGCUACCUGGCAGAAUGUCGAGCCAACAGGGAGAAGAUGAAGGGCGAGCUGGGCAUGAUGCUGAGUUUGCAGAAUGUCGUGCAGAAGAGUACGUCCCCCGGAGAAACCAAACUCUUGGCCUCUGAGAUCUACGAAAUUUUGCAGGCAGCCGGUAAAGACGAGGCCGCACAGGCUGAGGCAGAUGCUGCCUCCUGCCGACGUAAAGCCCAGUUCUUCCUGGGCUCCAACAACAAAAGGGCCAAAACGGUGGUGCUGCAUAUCGAUGGACUAGAUGACUCUACUCGGAGGAGCCUCUGUGAGGAGGCCUUGUUAAAGCUCCGAGGGGUCAUCAGCUUCACCUUCCAGAUGGCCGUCAAGAGAUGUGUUGUCAGGAUCCGCUCUGACCUCAAAGCUGAAGCGUUGGGCACAGCAAUCAACUCCACCAAAGUAAUGAAAGCCCAGCAGGUGGUGAAGACAGAGGAUGGAGGAGAGUUGAUUCUGCCAUUCCAGGAGGGCUCGGAAGUGCUGGUGGAGGAGAACACAGACAUCCCAGACUACCUGCCUGAGGAGGAGAGUCCGUCCGAGGAGCAGGAUAAGGCCGUCACGCGCGUAGGCUCCAUUACUGACGGCAUGGGCUGGCUCAACACAGCCGCCAACUUCCUGACACGCUCUUUUUACUGGUGACCACUUCCUGUGCUCAUUCUCUGCCCCCUGUUUAUUUUUUCCCCCUAAAGUAACCAUCCAAGCUGCAGCGUUUCAGCAUCUCUCAGCCUAGUCCCGGACUAAGCCCUGUCUCAUGGCCCUACACUAGUCUAGACUCCCCUCUGCAAAGCACACAGAGUCCGGCCACGCAAGUGUGUGCGACAAGUGCUGGACUGCCAAGUGGAAUCUGCAAUAACUUUAA
Molecule: messenger RNA, 1319 nt
Organism: Scomber scombrus (Atlantic mackerel)
Lineage: Eukaryota; Metazoa; Chordata; Actinopteri; Scombriformes; Scombridae
Gene: armc1
Product: armadillo repeat containing 1
Exons: 7
Coding region: 269-1099 (276 amino acids)
Molecular function (GO): protein binding; metal ion binding
Source: RefSeq, a predicted model, not a curated record